UGAUUUUUCUGGUUGGCGAUCACGUUUCACAAGUAUGGGAAAAAGAUGCAUUUUUUGUGGUCUUUUUGUACUUUGCUCAUGUAGGAUACACAAAAUAGGCUAGCUUAUCAGACGUGGUUUGUCCUGCUGGAUGUUACAGUUCAGGUGUUGCGUGCACACUUGUUUCCUCUUGAAAACUUUCCUAUUUUGUAUGCUGAAGUUUUGUUUAUGUACUUCUUCAUUUCUUAUAACUAGCAUAGAUAGCUCAGACUGGGAUUUGGAGACCUGGUUACAACCUGCUUUUGGUGUAUAAUUGAGAUUGUUUCUGUUUCUCUGGGAAUAACUUCUUCCUCUAGGAGGAUGGAGAAUGCUUUCAGUUGAGUGCUUUAGAUAACGUGUUCUGAGGGACUGAGAUGAGAGUUUUCUUACUGGAACUAAUAGCUUCAAAAAUUUGAUCUUAGAGUUCCUUCCAUCAGAAGGGUAAACCUUGGAAGAGCCUAAUAAUGUUUGUCCGUUCUUUCAAAUUGUAUCAGCUAGUCUAAUAAAAGAUGCUACCACUCCUUCAAAACAUUGCUGUUCUUUUUACCUCACAGAGAAUAGCUUGCUUGUAAUCAUUCAAAAUUCAUUUAGGUGGGAAAAGUAAAGUAAAUUAAUCUUUGACUUCACAAAAUCAAAAGUUAUCGUGGUAGAGGAAAGAACAAGAACCUGUUUCUUAAAGCUCUUUUCUCCUUUAGCCUGAGAUUGUUUCAACACUAGCUGUUUUGGAAACCUUGUUUCACCUCUAUCUGGGCAGCUCUGCCAAUGGGAGCUUCAGUCUAGGAAAUAGCUCCUUGGCUACCUUAGAUAACCUGAGCACAGCUGGCAGUAAAAACGCCUGUCACUAAUCUGCGUUGGGCCAGCAUAAAUAAAAAUUCCACCAGCAGAGUAGGAAAAUGUCUGGAUGCUACAGUGUGCAUAAACAUGGAUACUGCCUGUGAUUUACUGCGGAGAGAUCACUUGCACAGCUGGGCUAUUGGCUCAGUAUAAAUGCAGAAAUUGUAUCUGGGGUAUGAGAAGAUGGAACUGAGAAGGCUGACCUGCUCUCCUGUUUAUUUUGUUGGGUCCUGUCAUACAACUAGUAUACAACUAGAUGUAAAAAGAGACUGUCAUUUAGGAUUUCCAUACCUUUUGUGUGUGUGGUGUACAUAAUCACAUUAUAUAUAGUUUGUCAUUUGCAAGAUAAUGGCCUUUAGCAUGAGUAAAGAGAACUGUUAAAGAUACUUAAUUUCUGUUUCCCCAUGGUUCAAACAUGGACAAUCUAGAGUUCAUAGCAACAAGCAUUUUCUACAAAAAGUGUUCAUUGUUAACACAGCACGGUUGAAGAAAAGACAACAGUUAUACUCACAGAGUAGGAAACUAACAGGGAACCAAAAUAAGAACAAACAAAACUUUCCUGGCUUCAAAGAAAUAGGAGGAACGCUGUUUGUAUUCUUGUGUUUCUCGAGAUUCCAUGUUUUCAAUGAUUUUCUAGGUAAGCACAGACACUACAAUUUCUUCUGAGAUUCCGUUUUUCCUGUUACUGCCGAUCAGGAGGAUGGAAAUGGGCUUCACUCAUUACAUCCGCCCUCAAGUUAGUUUUGGCAAUAUGGGGGUUUCGUACAGUAAGAUUUUUAUCACUGGUUUGCUACUACCCUCGGUUGUGUACAUGCAGCUGUGUGUUGGGCUGUGUGUAUCCCAACAUAGCUCCGCAAAAUAUUUUGGAGAGCGGAAGAUAGGGAGGGCAGCAGGCUGGGUGGCAGGAAUUUUACGCCAGCGUUACCCGGAAAACUUCUUGCAUCGUUGAACCAUAGGCUCAUGAGUAUCAUAUAAAACCAGUCUUCCUCUGAUGCUGUACAACUGUCAUUGAAGGGUAGACCAGUUGCUCUAUUAAAGCUUCAUUGUAGAAAGUCUGAAGAGAUGUCUGACUUUUUUUGAGAGGGAUUAAUAGUUUUAAAUCAGUUAACAUUUCUUCAUUACUGACACUUUAAAAACUUAAUUUGAAAUACUUUAUUGACUUUGUUUAAUUGCCUGCAGCUUUUAUCUAUUUUUAGAUGGGAACACGUGUAUGUUUAAAUGUGAAAACAUUGAUGUUUCAUUCUGUACGAGUGAAUAAACUAAGAUGUUAUUUAAGUGGUAUCUAUUUAAAGAUGGCGUGGAAAGGAGUUUUAAAUUGUAUCAGCUUCUCUUUUUUCUUUGGAAUGUACUGGUGCCCAGAAGACUGUUUCUUUGAUAAGAAAACUCGUGUUUUUAGCUGGGAAAAUGUAUGAAGAUUCUUAUAUUUGCCUUAUGUUGUUUGCUGGAGCAUUUUUUGGAAUGAUAACACUUAAGAAUAUGCAACAUGCUCUCUUUACAACUUACCUGUAGGACUGAGGAGCUGGAUGUUUUUCCCCCUGCACUGGCAAUUAGUCAUUGCCGCUUCAUAAGUCUUAGAAGAAGCCAGUUUCAAGCUGGCUAAAUUGUUCUUCCCUUUGUAUUUGUUAGCCUCCAGUGCCACAUCAGUUAAAUUAACUAGUUCAUCAAUCACUGUGCAUGUUCUUAAGCUAGAACAGAUGCAUUUUUAUUUGUAAAUCAUGGAUGGAAAAUGGAGGCUUAAAAGAUUUUUUACAUAUUUAGGUAAAAGACUUUGUAUUUUGUGUGUUAUCUUUAAAAGAACUAAGAGGUUUAGAGAAAGCCAGUUCUGCAGAACUUUAUCAGGAAUUAUGGGUUGUUCAUCUGGUGAGAUGUUUUGCAUACCUUCCUUAUUGCACUUUUACACCUGUGUGUGUAUUUUAAACAUUGUAAUUGUUUCUAUGUUCCUUCAGUUUUAAAGUUCCUCUUCAUAAAAACAGUAACUAGUGUUUUAUGUGCCAAAACAUGUUACAAGCACGAAUGUGUAGUGUUGAAAUCAUGUCUUGGGACAGUGCUUCCCUCUGCCGAGGAAGGGCUUGUUGCAGUGCUCUUUCUUGUGUCGGGUGUGACGUGCUGGGCUGCCCUCUGACCCAGCUGCCUUCGGGCUGACAUCAGGGCUGCAGCAUCUGCCUGUGCCUCCUGAGUCAUCCUCGAGGAGUAGUACUCUGACGCCCUGUGAAAUCUUCUGCUCCUACCUCUGCAGCUGACGUUCCAGGAGUGUUUGCUGCUUGCAUCUGGAAAUUGCACAUUAUCUUCCUUUGUAGGUAGUUAAGGUGUACAACCUCUUCUGGGCUGCAGUUUGGGAUCCUGGCAUCACAGAUUACUGCAGUUUGGUUCAGCAGGCUUGUACUGUAUGUUUGGAGUGCUUCCUGCUUUGCCUGCCUUCGUGCUUGUUAGUAACAUCUCCUGGGGUUUCCUCCUCGUGGAAAGGGGCCUGUUUGGAUGUGAUGUUUUGGCACUGCCUAUUUUCAAACAGGAAGAUUCCAGCCUUCCACCAGAAAAUGAGCCCAAACAUCCACCCUUUCAGUAUGUUAUGUGUGCUGCAACAUCUCCAGCAGUAAAAUUGCAUGAUGAAACUCUUACGUACUUGAACCAAGGUCAGUCCUAUGAAAUACGGAUGCUAGAUAACCGGAAAGCUGGAGACAUACCAGAGAUCAAUGGAAAACUGGUGAAGAGUAUUAUAAGAGUUGUGUUCCAUGACAGAAGGUUGCAAUACACAGAGCACCAGCAACUAGAAGGUUGGAAGUGGAACCGCCCUGGGGACAGGCUUCUUGACUUAGAUAUUCCAAUGUCUGUUGGAGUCAUUGAUAUCAAGACAAAUCCAAGCCAGCUCAAUGCAGUUGAAUUUUUGUGGGAUCCAACAAAAUGUACAUCUGCUUUUAUUCAGGUACAUUGUAUCAGCACUGAAUUUACCCCCCGUAAACAUGGAGGAGAGAAAGGAGUUCCUUUUCGGAUUCAGGUUGACACUUUUAAGCAGACUGAAAAUGGAGAAUAUACAGAUCACCUGCAUUCAGCCAGUUGUCAAAUCAAAGUUUUUAAGCCAAAAGGAGCAGACAGGAAACAGAAAACGGACAGAGAAAAGAUGGAAAAGCGAACUGCACAUGAAAAAGAAAAGUAUCAGCCUUCAUAUGACACCACAAUUCUCACAGAGAUGAGGCUUGAGCCUAUAAUUGAAGAUGCAGUUGAACAUGAGCAGAAAAAGUCCAGCAAGCGGACUUUGCCAGCAGACUACGGUGAUUCUCUGGCAAAGCGAGGCAGUUGCUCACCAUGGCCUGAUACUCCUACAACUUUCGUAAACAACAGUCCUACUCCUGCUCCAACUUUUACCUCUGCUCAACAUAGUACCUACAGUGUCCCAGACAGCAAUUCUUCCUCCCCAAAUCAUCAAGGAGAUGGAACCUCUCAAGGGUCUGGAGAUCAACUUCACCCUUCAGCCACAAUCCAGGAAACUCAGCAAUGGUUGCUCAAACAUAGGUUCUCUACCUAUACAAGGCUUUUUUCAAAUUUCUCAGGUGCUGAUUUAUUAAAGCUGACAAGAGAAGAUCUGGUACAAAUCUGUGGUCCAGCCGAUGGAAUUCGGCUAUAUAAUGCACUGAAAUCCAGGUCUGUUAGACCCCGUUUAACAAUCUAUGUCUGUCAGGAGCCAUCAAGAAGCAUACAACUGGAAAGACAAGAUGCAGGCAGUGGUGAUAACAGCAAUGGUGCAAUAUAUGUAUAUCAUGCAAUCUACUUAGAAGAAAUGGCAGCCUCAGAAGUCACGCGCAAGCUUGCUUUGGCAUUUAAUAUUCCUCUGCAUCAGAUCAAUCAGGUUUACAGACAGGGUCCCACUGGUAUCCACAUUCUUGUUAGUGAUCAGAUGGUUCAAAACUUUCAAGAUGAGAGUUGUUUCUUAUUCACCACAAUAAAAGCUGAAAAUGAAGGUUUUCAUAUAAUUUUGAAGUGAUGUCACAUGUGCUAGACUGGUAUUUCAAUGCAGAAUGAAGUCCUGCCUAAAGAUUAUGAAGAUCAUCCAAAAACUUAGGAUCUAACUUCACCGUAUAAGAUGUUUCAUAUUGAAAACACAAAAUGACCUUUCUAAUGAGCUGUUUGAUAGGUGAACUUUCUUAUCACUGCCAUAGCUAAGUGUCCUCAUGAGAGGUAUAAUGCCAUGACAGCUUAUGUACAGGCAUGGAAGACAAUGUAAGCAAAGGUGCUUGCCCUUUACUGAAAUAAGGCAAAAUAUGGCCAGUAGAUACAGUUUCUAGAAGCGGAGCACUGUUGCUUUUCUAUUAUCUGUAUCCAGUUGGAGAUGAAUGUAAACUUAUUUUGGGGCAUUUACCUUUCUGUGCCAGUUUGUCUAUUACUUGCUUGUACCUUAUGCUGAUUUUAUUUUUUGAUGUUAGCAGAGCACAUAUUAAUUUGUGUGAAGAUGAGUAGUUAAGCUGAUAGUGAUCAGGUUGUCAGGUCUCUGAGAGUAAAGCUGUUAAAACAGCUUCCUGUGUAAAUUGUGUAUAAGAGUGUAUGUAAGAAGUGUAAAUGCCAGAAUAGGGCUUUUAAGAAGUCCUAGACAGAUGCAAUAUAUGCAUGCAGCAAACUGCAUUAUCAAUAGUACCUUAUUAGAAGGAUUAAUAUAAAUCCUAUGGGGUACCAAGUAAUUGUGUUUUGCUUUAACAAAUUUAUUGGAAAAGAAUUGCCUAUGCAUCCUUUAUUUUUAGUUUCCUAGAUUCUCUGCGGAGCACUGCUGCAAUUUAACUCUUUGCUUGUAAAAUUGUGGGUUUAAAAAUACUAGCAGUGAGACGUGGGUUUUUAUGACUUAAUGGAAUUAUGCUAAUGAGGGAAGUUGACCAACUGGCACCAAGGGGCCAUCAUAGUUUUCAGCAACAUCAAGUAAAUUGCUUAAGAAACACUAAAUAUACACCAUUUAAGGCUCCUUACCAGCAGGUAAAUGCCUUGCUGUAGUCACUAUUAUGGACAAGUACCUUACCUUUUCUGUUGACUUUUCUUUGCCCUCAGAUCGAUACUGUAAACCUGUUACAGUGCCUCUUCCAUAUGACCAAAUACUUACUUUUCUUUGAAACAGGCAAUGUGCUUUUUCAGUAUUUUGGAUAUUUCUUGUAAGAACAUGGCACAGCAUUUCCUAUGUUAACAAAGUUUCAACUCUUUAGGUACUUAAAGGGGAAUAUUUGAAAAGGUAUUAAAUGACAGUUUGCUAUCUGCCAUUUUGUGCCUUUGAAAGUUUCCACCUUGAUCUCUUGCUUAAAAGCUUGGGAACAGUUUGCUUUUUAUGCUGAAGUAUGCAUUCUAAACAAUUACUACAGCAUGUAAAAAAGCAACUUUGAUUUUUCAUUCCCUCCUACAUAACUGGCUCAAGUGCUUAGCAGAAAAGCUUCUUAAAGCUGUAGCAUUUUGAAAAUUUAAAUUCAUGAAAGCUAGUUUCUUUCCUAUUUCACUUUUUCUGCACUGAAAGUAAAGUUUUAUGUACUUAAACAUUUCUGCUUAUAAAUUGUUCAUCUUUGGGUAUUGUUUAGUCCUAGUAUUUUACUGAACUGACAAUUGUGUCUUUUCAGCUCAGCACCAUAUUCAAAUCCAAAUCUUUUAUAAAAGUGGAAAAAUCCUUGAUUGGAAAGUAUCCAAAUAUCUAAUUUUAAAGAAUAUUGAAAGUUGUACAAUAGUUUGUCCAGCUCACUUGAAAUUGGAAUUAAAUUAUGGCACCAGCAACUUGCUUUUGUUUUUUUAAUAAGAUGUACACAUUUCAAUAUAAGUAUAAUAAAUGUUUUUCAAUAAUUUUGUAAA
Messenger RNA from Dromaius novaehollandiae (emu), 6657 nucleotides. It is a transcript of the gene UBP1, whose product is annotated as upstream binding protein 1. The coding region runs from base 3239 to 4828 and encodes 529 amino acids. Gene Ontology annotation, molecular function: DNA-binding transcription activator activity, RNA polymerase II-specific; RNA polymerase II cis-regulatory region sequence-specific DNA binding. Gene Ontology annotation, biological process: regulation of transcription by RNA polymerase II. The transcript has 16 exons. The record is from RefSeq and is a predicted model, not a curated record. NCBI's taxonomy places the organism in Eukaryota, Metazoa, Chordata, Aves, Casuariiformes, Dromaiidae. Gene Ontology annotation, cellular component: nucleus.